Messenger RNA from Galleria mellonella (greater wax moth), 2206 nucleotides. Its product is annotated as gelsolin-like. Bases 92 to 1144 code for a protein of 350 amino acids. The transcript has 11 exons. Gene Ontology annotation, cellular component: cytoplasm; actin cytoskeleton. Gene Ontology annotation, biological process: actin polymerization or depolymerization; barbed-end actin filament capping; actin filament severing. Lineage: Eukaryota; Metazoa; Arthropoda; Insecta; Lepidoptera; Pyralidae. Gene Ontology annotation, molecular function: phosphatidylinositol-4,5-bisphosphate binding; actin filament binding. The record is from RefSeq and is a predicted model, not a curated record.
AACAGUCAGAUCUGGCAACCCCGUUUUUACUUUUCAUGUUAGUGCUGUCCUUUUUACUGCGUUGAGAGGACGUAUCUACCUGCUUCAUACAAUGCCUGAAGUCCACGCAGCGUUCGAGAACUCCGGAAGGAGUCCUGGCCUUGAAGUGUGGAGAAUUGAAGACUUCGAACCCGUACCUGUACCAAAACAACAGUAUGGGAACUUUUACUCCGGGGAUUCAUACAUUGUUUUGAAGACAUCCGGAGACGUUCCCAAUCUGAACUGGGACAUCCACUUCUGGUUGGGCACAAAAACGUCCCAGGACGAGGCCGGCACGGCGGCCAUCUUGACUGUCAAUUUGGACGAUAACCAGUUCCAGGGAGCCGCGGUCCAGCACAGAGAAACCCAGGGAUACGAGUCCAAACAGUUCCUGAGUUAUUUCGAACCAGCGAUCCGUUACCUGGACGGUGGGCACGCGUCAGGGUUCAGCCACGUGACCAUCAACGCUGGCGCCGAGAAGAGGCUGUUCCAGAUCAAGGGCAAGAGGAAUGUGAGAGUGCGACAGGUGGAAGCAACAGUGGACUCCAUGAACAAGGGCGACUGUUUCAUACUGGACGUUGAUCAUACCAUUUACGUAUUCGUCGGCGACCAGGCCAAGAGCGUGGAGCGUCUGAAGGCCAUAUCGGUGGCCAAUCAGAUCAGGGACCAGGAUCACAACGGAAGGGCCGAAAUCGAUAUCAUAGAUCCAUACUCAUCUGGCUCGGACACAGAGAAGUUCUUCACAGCCCUCGGCUCUGGUGAUCUGGACUCGGUUUCAGACGCGUCUGAAGGUGGUGAUGAUGAGGACUUCGAAAGAGGCGAUAUUAAGGAAGUAUCACUCAGUGAGAUCUCAGACAGCAGCGGCAGCAUCAAGGUGACCAACUUGCCAAAACCUUACCAGCAGGAUCAACUGAACACCAAGGAAUGCUAUAUCUUGGAUACUGGCAGUAGCGGAAUCUACGUCUGGGUUGGGAGGGAGUCCAACGAAAAGGAGAAGGCCGAAGCCAUGAACAAAGCACAACAGUACCUGAAACAUCAUAAUUUACCUCCAUGGGUGCACGUAUCGAAGGUACCAGAAGGAAUAGAACCGACAGCGUUCAAACAGUACUUCGAAGCGUGGAACUGAAAUGUUAUUAUAUGUACAUUUUUACAAGGUUCAUAUAUUUUUGUUACUUUUUCUAAGUUCAUAUAUUUUAUAUGUACUUACUACAUAAAAUGCACCAUUAACACUAACGGAGCCAUUAAUCUUCAGUAUUUCAAAAUGCGGUAUUAAUUGUAUACAUAUAAUUAUGUAUACAUUUGUUUUUAUUGAGUUCAUAUAUCUUUGUUACUUUUCCUAAGUUCUAAUAAUUUACUUAGUCUAUUACGAAGUGUGAUUAAAUGCACAAAUAUAAAUAAAUAUGUGUAAUUUAAGUUUCAAGUAUUGCAAUUAAUACAUCAAUAAUAUUAUAACAGUAAUUAGAAGCUUGGUAUUAAAUAUUAUCCAUUAAAAAUAUAUGUACCUUUUUAUUAAUUAAGUUCAUAUAAUUUUGUUAAUUCUAUAUAAGUAAUAAUACUGCAUUUGUAUUUCAUAAUGCAGAUAUUUCGAAGCUUUAUAUAAAAUGGGGGAUGUUCAAGAAAUACGUAACGUAAUUUAGGGGAAAGGUCUUGUAAAACAUUACGAUACGUUACAAGGGGGGGGGGGGGUUCGAACAAAAUGUUAAGUACAUUUUGUUUAUUCAAUUAAAAACUAGAGAAAUACAAUCUCCUAAGCCGUCAACCCUUAUCUGUUAUAUUUUUCGAGAAAUCCCUCGAAUAUAUUGUACGUCAUUUUUAUUUUGUUAUCGUUGUCAGUAUUCGGUAAUUUUGCGAUUUUAGGUAAAAAUGGUUACUUGGGUGUUACAUAACGUUUAGGGAUGAGGAGGGGAGUACAGAAAAAUGCUACAGCACGUUACAUGUAGGGAGGGGGACAAAAAUUUACAAAAAUUGUACUACGUAAAACUUGGACGUCCCCUUGUAAUGUAUUCAUUUAUAUUUUUAUUACUAAGUUCAUAUAUUUUUGUUAAUUUUAUAAGUUCAUAUAAAGUAUUGCAUUUGUAUUGCAUCAUUGUUACUAGAUGAUAAAAGAAACGUGAUAUUUUUAUAAUUAUAUUUUAAAUGCACAAAUAAUUUUUGUUUUAGUAAAUAAAUUAUAAAAAAAUAAUAAUUA